Suillus bovinus is the source of this 2087-nucleotide messenger RNA. RefSeq names its product P-loop containing nucleoside triphosphate hydrolase protein. The coding region runs from base 50 to 1993 and encodes 647 amino acids. The transcript is spliced from 10 exons. Gene Ontology annotation, biological process: rRNA processing. NCBI's taxonomy places the organism in Eukaryota, Fungi, Basidiomycota, Agaricomycetes, Boletales, Suillaceae. Gene Ontology annotation, molecular function: RNA binding; RNA helicase activity; ATP binding. The record is from RefSeq and is a predicted model, not a curated record. Gene Ontology annotation, cellular component: nucleolus.
CCUGCUCUCCCUCAUUUGCUUCCAUAGACACAUAGAUCUAGACAGGAGAAUGUCAAAGGAUAUAAUACCUCAGGAAGAGCCCAAAAGGUCCAAGAAGGAUAAAAAGGAUAAAAAGGCCAAAAAGUCUGCCGAUCCUGUCAGCGAGGAGACCAGAGCUGAAAAGAAGGACAAAGAACACAAGAAGAAAAAACAUCAUGAUCCUGAGGAUAUUACUGCUGUUUCAGAGCGUGCUAAGAUGGAUAUAGAUCCUCCAGAAGGACGUGUCAAGAACAAGAAGAAGUCAGUAAAGGCAGUUUCUAACGUUGAGGAGUCUGCGGUUGAGAUUGCUGUUGAUGUGCCAUCUGACCCCAAGGACAAGGAAAAGAAAAGAAAAAUACACACUGAAACCUCAGGUGAUGCAGAUCCAAUUCCAGACGGUGAAAGAACUUCGAAAAAGCUCAAAAAGCGCAAGCAUGAUGGCACGCAAGAGACAGACUCGGCAGACAAACCUAGCCCCUCCAAGAAGCACAAGAAGAAAAAACACGAUCACGAAGCCGACACCCCCUCUGCUAACGCUGCGAUGACUUCUCAACAACCGUUGUUAGCUACCCCAUCCUCACAGCCAUCAACAAAAUCGUGUUCUCCUGCUGAAGCAGAAGCCUUUCUGGAAAAGCACAACAUUACCAUCAGUACCCAGACGAACAGUGAUGCCGUCAUACCUGUAAUAUCGUUCGACCAGCUCAACAUACCGGAUGGCCUACGUGGCGCAUUUACUGGCUUCAAUGAGCCUACUCCAAUACAGGCAUGCACAUGGCCGCCUGCGCUCAAAGGGAAGGACGUAGUGGGAAUUGCGGAGACGGGAAGCGGAAAGACUCUGGCAUUUGGAAUACCUGCUCUCGCACAGCUCAUAGCUUCGCCCCAAAAGCCUAAGAAGAAAGAAACCACAAUCUCUGUACUUGUCGUCGCCCCGACACGUGAGCUUGCGAUCCAGACUCAUGACGCACUCUCUGCGCUGGGCGCACCAUUUGGCAUUGCUAGUGUCGCGGUGUUUGGUGGUGUCCCGAAGGACCCGCAGGUCAAAGCACUGGCAAAUGGAAAUACGGAUGGGAAGAUCACCAGAAUUGUUGUAGGAACGCCCGGGCGCAUAAUCGACUUGGUUAACGAUGGUGUCUGCGAUCUGAGCAGGGUGAAUUAUCUCGUGUUAGAUGAGGCUGAUCGAAUGUUGGAUAAGGGAUUCGAAAAUGAUAUCACGAAAAUCAUUUCGUAUACUAUUCAAGGGGAGGGACGCCAGACCAUGAUGUUCAGUGCAACUUGGCCUGAGGCUGUUCGUCGGUUGGCGAGUUCUUUCCAGCACAAUCCUGUUCGAGUCACAGUUGGAAGUGAUGAUCUCACAGCGAACAGUCGCGUUGAGCAAGUUGUUGAAGUAUUUGAUGACCCUCGUGAAAAAGACAAUCGGCUUCUCAAAUGCCUCAAAGAUUUGUCACAUAAGAAAACGUCACGCAAAGGCUCUGAUGAGGCGCGCAUCCUGAUUUUUGCGCUCUACAAGAAGGAGGCAACGCGUAUCGAGCAAUCGCUGAGGCGCGCAGGUUACGACGUUGGUGCAUUGCAUGGAGACAUGUCACAAACUGCACGCAUGAACGCUCUCGAAAAAUUCAAGACCGGGGAGACGGGUUUACUGGUGGCCACGGAUGUUGCUGCACGGGGGCUGGACAUUCCCAAUGUUGGAGCUGUAAUAAAUUACACCUUUCCGUUGACACUUGAAGAUUACAUCCACCGAAUCGGACGUACGGGUCGUGGUGGGCGCUCCGGUAAAUCUAUUACCUUCUUCACUGGAGAAAACCACGAACGAGCAUUGGCUGGCGAGCUUGCACGUGUGCUUCGGGAAGGCGGUUUCGAUACGCAGGCAGACAAUCUGAAACAGUUCCCGAUGACGAUCAAGAAGAAAGGGCAUGCGGCAUAUGGGGCUUUCUUCCGUGAUGAUAUAACUGCUGCGCCCACGAAGAUAGUGUUUUAGUAGUGCUGGGAAGUGCAACUGCAUGGGAAUGUCCAUCUAGUUUUUUAUAUAAUGCACGGCAACUGUGCAUGUAGCUAUAUGCUUCAGGCUAUGU